Molecule: messenger RNA, 570 nt
Organism: Megalops cyprinoides (Indo-Pacific tarpon)
Lineage: Eukaryota; Metazoa; Chordata; Actinopteri; Elopiformes; Megalopidae
Product: tumor necrosis factor receptor superfamily member 14-like
Exons: 4
Coding region: 7-480 (157 amino acids)
Biological process (GO): positive regulation of cytokine production involved in immune response; defense response to Gram-negative bacterium; negative regulation of alpha-beta T cell proliferation
Cellular component (GO): external side of plasma membrane
Molecular function (GO): protein binding
Source: RefSeq, a predicted model, not a curated record
GCCAUCAUGUGCACCACACACCUUACACUGCUGCUUGCCUGCUUCACGUUGCCCUGGGUGGUGUGCCUCGGAGACAAGUGCAACGACAAGACACAUUACCCCAACGAGCACCUGUGCUGUGACCUCUGCCCUGAAGGUCACUUUGUAAAGGAGGACUGCACUCACAAUCAGCAAACCGUCUGCGAAAAGUGCCCCUCGGGCACGUACAAUGCGGAGGCCACCGAGCUGUACAGGUGUCAUUCUUGCACGAAAUGCCAGCAUGAGAAGAGCAAAUGCAUUCCCACCCGCGACGCAGUGUGUGACUGCCCUCUGGGUUUCCUGUGUGCCACAGAAACGUGCUCCACAUGUCGGAGGAUACCGACCUGUGGCAAGGGGGAGCAGCUGCAGCAGACAGAUGGAAAUACUGCCAAAUGUGAGCCAUGCCCUGACAACACAUACUCUGACAGAGAGGGAGGGAAUUGCACAGCGCUAACACGGUAAGACUUGCCUGCUUCUUGACUCUCAUCUGAGCAAACCUGCUUUAGCAUGUUUCGCUGAAACCAUUUUCACUCCUGCAAACUACUAAUCGUG